AUGUCCGAAGAUGGUAGCUCAAAUAACAGCAACAAUGAUCUUAAUGCCCAACUUACAAACCUUUUCAAAACAACCCUCAAUAACCAGAAUCAAACCACAAAACAGAGUCUAUCCGAUAGCUUGAAGAUUAGCCUCAAGCUUAACAGCCAAAAUUACGCCCUUUGGGCUCGGAUGAUCCAAGUUGCGAUCGGGGGAAAAUCCAAAAGUUUGUUAAGCCAUCUUUCUGGUGUUCCAGCACCACCAGAUCCAUUAGACGACCAGUACGAGCAAUGGGAACAAGAUGAUUUAAUUGUGUUCUCAUGGCUAAUACAAAAUAUUGAACCUGCACUCGCUAGCAACCUCACCGAGUUUCCCACGGCAAAAACCCUAUGGGAUGCCUUAGUGGUUACGUACAGUAGCAGGAAGGAUAAGUUACAAACCUUCGACCUUCACGUCAAAGCAAAUGAAAUCAAGCAGAAUGGGUCUCCUCUUGAAGAUUUUUGGAUAACCCUGGAAGGCAUAUGGGAGGGGGCCUACGCGGCUGUUCGGAAAGAAAUGGAUCACCAAGGAAUCCUUGGAGCCACCACUGAAAACUCACUGCCUGGAGUAGCGGUCGGCCUUGUCGUCGGCGGUGGUUCAUACGAUUCCGGUGGGUCACAAGAUGCUGGUGGGAUAGGGCUGGUCACGAAGGGGCAACACCGCAGAUCCGACUCCUCUGGGAAACCUCCAUCUCGAAUGGAUAAAUCAAAACUAAAGUGA
This is a messenger RNA of Lactuca virosa, 738 nucleotides long. The record is from the annotation of a GenBank genome assembly. NCBI's taxonomy places the organism in Eukaryota, Viridiplantae, Streptophyta, Magnoliopsida, Asterales, Asteraceae.